UGUUCGGAGUGCGUAGACUACAUCUAAUUUACUUUUUUGUUUUGUUAAUGAUUUAGUGGCUUUAAUUAGAAAGUUAAUGUAACGAAUACGCUAUUCGGCAUUAAGCUUUCUAUUGCCGUACUAGUGAUGUGAAGUGCUAUUUGUAACGUAGUAAUCAAAGAUGGAAGGUGACACAGCAGCCCUCCGUAAGGCGGCUCCAAACUGGAACCUAGCCGGAGACAAACAGCUGCUUGAAAUGUUACAACAAAUUCAUCAGUCAAUUAUGACAAAAUGCCAAGAAGCCAAUGCGAAACUGGAUUCAAUGGUCGAUGCUCUGGACAAUGCCAGCAUUGAUCUGCAAAAUGUUAACAAUAAAUUUAUAGCUUUAAGUAAUAGUCAGUUUGUCGAGAGCCGAGUUUAUGAUGACGACGUUGAUAUAAAACCAGAAGAGUCAUCGCCUAAACAAGAAGCACCAAAACUUCAACCGGAAAGCGACCUUCAGAAGAUCAAGCGUAGUCUCCAAAAGCUGGAGAUGAUGCAUGAACCGGUUGUCAUCAUGGAUAGUGACAGCUCUGAUGACGAGGAGAGCAGCAUGGUGUUGAAACCCAAGGACGUGUAUUCACACCGACCAGUGCCUUAUGUAAUUGGAUCACAAGCGUGGAAGAACAAAUGGCACGCAGGUCUUUUACCUGAAGACAGUGACACCGACAGCUCACUGUCCAAACGAGAUGUCGCACCAGAGGAGGAGUACUCGGACUCGGAGCCGGAGAUAGCCGAGGACGCGACCGACAAACACGCACAGAGAACUAUAUCGUCAUCGUCCAUGGAGUCGGAGGUGCUGUCUCGCUGCAGCCAGCCGCCCGCCGCCGCCGACGUGGCCGCCGAGCUGGCCCGCAGACUGGCCGGACCGCCCUUGCCUGUUCCCGCACCGGAGCAAACCGUUCCACCUCCAGAGCCGACUACGAGAAAAGUUUAUGGGAUGGACAAACCGACACCAGCAACGAUUUUCCCAAACGAACCACCUCCGCUGGACUCAUACGAGUCCGACAAGUAUUCAGAUGAUGACAUAUUCGCGGAACUACACAAGAAACCCAAUCAAAGUCGCUACAGGGAUUCGAAUCGAUCGAGUUUCGGUGCGAGUAAUGUCGUGGAAGAAUUAUUCGGUGACCGCUCACAGGUGUCAGACGACAUCGGCAACAUCGUCCCGGAUUAUGUGCAACCGAGUUCCAGCUUCAGAGAAGAUUCGCCUUUAUUUGAUAAAGUAGUACCGACACGUCCUGAUGAAAAGUCUACGAACAAACCAACAUCGUCCAUUGCUGAUAUCAAUGUCAAGAAACCGAUAGGAGGUAUAUCUUUGUUCGGGUCGAACAAAGGCGCUGAAAGCAUCGGCGCCGCCAUUUUAAAACGUAAUCAACGAAAGUCCACUUCAGAUGAAGAUAGUAGUGACAUCACUGACUCACAUUCUCCACCUGUCAAAGAAACGACUCUACCUGUAAGAGAGAAUAAGAAAAUUAUCGAAGAACUAUUUACUAAACCUACUAAUAAACCGGCCGUUAAAAACAUGGAUAAAAAUGUCGUUAACAAAGAAACCACGAAACCUGUAAAAGAUAAAGAAAAGAUGGUUGAAGUUAAGGCGAAGGAUAAAAUUGAUUUAUUCAGCGAUAAUCUAUUCGACGAUAUCGACGAUAUUUUUACUACGAAUGUAACGAAACCAACAGUCAAUAAAAAUACGAAAUCUAUUUUCGAUGAUGACGAUCUCUUCUCAGAUAUCGUCGAAUCGAAAGAUAAACCACAAGUGAGAAAAGAUACAAAAAGCAUAUUUGAUUGUGAAGAUGACUUAUUUACAGAAACAGAUAAGACUACAACUGCAACUAAUGAAACCAGAACUAGUACUAUAAAAACAGAUACAUUUCCUAGUGGAAAAAUAAGUAAAACAAAAGAAGAAAAUGUAAAAGUUAAAAGUAUUUUCGAUGAUAACAGUGACGAUGACCUAUUUUCGGAUGUGGCUAAUAAAUCGAAGCCUAAAGUUGUUAAAGAAGAUAAUAAUAAAAAUGAAAUUAUAAAAUAUAUCGAUAGUGAAAUUAAAACCUCAAAAGAAGCUACGAAUGUAAAUGAUUUAGUUUCAAAUGAAAAUAAUCUUAUUGUUGAUCAAAAUACAAAUACGUCUAAUAUUAAGUCUAGUAAUAACUCAGUACUUAUAAAACAAACACGAAGUCCUAAUUUAUUCGAUGAUGAUGAUGAUGAUUUAUUCACUAUGAAUACAGAUCAAACGGUUGUUGAAACACUACAAAAAAAUGUUAAAGAAGUUUCUUACUCAGACAAUAAAACGGAUGAAGUAAAUGUUAAAGUUGAUGUAAAUGCAGUUGAAAAUAUAAAUGCAUUAGACAAUAGUUUUGAUAGAAAUAAAAUAUCAGAUAGUAAAGAAAUAUUAAAACAAAAUGUAAAUAAUUAUGAAAAGGAAAAUUUAAAUAUCCAAACAGCUGUAAUUACGGGUAAUGAUGAAAAUUUAGAUACUAACAAUUACACUAAUAAACAAGAAAAUAAUGAAAAACAAUCAACAAAUAUAAAUGACAGUGAAAUAAUAAAAACAAAAAGAAAUCAAAUCAAAGAGGAACUAAAUGGUGAUAAUAUCAUAGAAAAAAAAUUAACUCCAGAAGAACCUUUAUUCUCUGAACAAGUAAUAGAAUCGAAAGAACCCGACAUAUUUAGUGAUAUAUUUAAUGAUUUACCUCCAGCUUUUGAAAAACCUAAAAGUGAAUCUAAAAGAAGUAAAAAUGUGAAUGCGCUCUUUGAUGAUGAUUCGGAUGAUGAAGCGUUGUUUUUUAAGAAAAACGAUGUGAUAAGUGAUGAAAAACCAGAUCUAGAUUUCAGUAGUGACAGAUUUAGGAUAUUUCACGAUGAACCACCGGAUAUAGAGGUCGACUUUUCUCAGAAGCCCUUAAAAAGUACAAACACUGUAUCAACUGAAGAACCUAUUGACGAAUUAUUCGAUGAAAUACCCCAAUCCGAAAAUAUUGAAUCAAAAUAUCUAGAAGAACACGUCAUACCUAAAUCAAAUAAAGACGUACCGGAUACAAUUAAGAACCCCGUCGAAACAGUAGAUAUUACGAAAUUAUUAGAAGACUUUAGCGAAACUGACAAAAAAGAUGUCAAUAUUUCAAAACUUCUUGAAGAUGAUGAAUCUGAUAAAGAUAGUAGUAAUAAUGAUGAAACAAAUAACUUAAAAAGUGAGUCAUCAGUGGAACAAACAAUACAAAACAUCGAACAAAAUAAAACAUUGGAAUAUGAAACUAAGGAAUCAAAAUCGUCAGAAGAAGACUCUAACAAAAAGCCUAUAGGGAAACUAAAACCUAUGAACUUUAACAUAAAUGUUAAAACUUUGAUGCCCGGAGCUUCUCCUAAAAAGAACAAAACAAACGAAGAGACAGACGGACAGAUCCUAUCAACUAAGAGCAAUGAAGACAUUAAUAUACAUAGUCCCAAUCAUACUGAUUCAAAAAUAGCGAAAUCUGUUAGUUUUGAUGGCAAUCCAGAUUCAAAAGUAUUAGAUAAUAAACUAUCUAAGGACAGACCUAAAAUUCAGGUCAAAAGACGUCCUUCAACAAGACGAGCUAGAUUGGAAGCUGUUAGAAAAUCUGGUAUAGACUUUGGGUCGGACUCCACUGAUAAUUCAAGUUCUUUUGACGAACCUAAGCCUACAGAAUCCUCAAAGGUUGAAAUUAAUAGCAAACAAGUAGCAACUGUUGAACCUAGUGAAGAAACUGAUACACAACAAAUUAAUCCAACUUCAACAAAUAAAAUACCAAUAGAUAAUUAUAGUUCAAAAAUAGAACACGAAUCGGGUGACGUUUCAGAUAAAAUGAAAACGGAAGUCAAAUCAAAGAUUGUAUACAUAUUAAACGACGAGGACAUAUUUUCUGACUCUAGUCAUAAUACAGUGAUCAAAAGCGAAAACAAUUGCAGUGAGAGCAACAUUAAAACCAUCGGUAGAGCUUACGGAGAAAUUUCUAAAGCAGAAACUACAUCAAAAGAUAAAAGAAAAGAUGAAUCGAAAGAUAGAAAACCUCUUUUUGAUGAUCUCAGCGACGAGGAACUCUUUGGUAAUAAGAAGCCAUCAGUACAAAAGACGAAAGAAAGUAUAUUUGACUCGGAUAACGAAGCUGAUCUGUUCAGCAAGAGGGCAGUGAAACCUGUUGAGCAAAAGAAGAAGGCGGCCAGAGCUUCUCUAUUCGGUGACAAAAGCGAUGAUGACGAUUUGUUCGCAAGUAAAACCUCAAAAAUAUCAGACGUAAAACCAACUCCACCAAUUCAAUCGACGAACAAACCAACGGAAGUCGUUUUUGAAGAUCCUUUGUCAUUAUUUGGAGAAGAUGAGAAUUGAUGCCUUAUGGUAUUCGUAUAUUAUUGUUGCAUUAUAGAAAGAGACACAAAAAAUACAUUGUAUAUAAAAUUUUCGGUGAUUUUGUUCACCCAAAAAAACCCAAAUGAAUUAAUUGAUUUUGUUAUUCAGUUAUGAUGAAUUCGCAGAUCGCUAUGUGAGUAAUUUGUCAAUUCUUGGGCUCUUUUGUGAAAAAUAUUUACAAAUAACUUAUAUUUUUUAGAUA
Molecule: messenger RNA, 4583 nt
Organism: Vanessa tameamea
Lineage: Eukaryota; Metazoa; Arthropoda; Insecta; Lepidoptera; Nymphalidae
Gene: FAM21
Product: WASH complex subunit 2
Exons: 13
Coding region: 161-4360 (1399 amino acids)
Source: RefSeq, a predicted model, not a curated record